Messenger RNA from Coffea arabica (coffee), 1464 nucleotides. RefSeq names its product cytochrome P450 736A117-like. Lineage: Eukaryota; Viridiplantae; Streptophyta; Magnoliopsida; Gentianales; Rubiaceae. The record is from RefSeq and is a predicted model, not a curated record. Gene Ontology annotation, molecular function: iron ion binding; oxidoreductase activity, acting on paired donors, with incorporation or reduction of molecular oxygen; heme binding.
AUGGCCGCUCUUGAGUUUACUACAAAAACCAGCAGUAAAAACCUUCCUCCAUCACCAAGAAAGCUCCCAGUUCUGGGACACAUGCAUCUUCUUGGAACACAUCCACACAGAUCACUUCAGAAAUUGGCUCAAAAGCAUGGGCCAAUGAUGAUGCUCCAACUUGGCAGUGUCAAAACACUCGUAGUUUCAUCAGCUGAAGCAGCUCAAGAAAUCAUGAAAACCCAUGAUUUGAACUUCUUGAACAGGCCUGAAUCCGAGAUCAAUCGGAAGCUUUUGUACGAUUUCAAGAAUGUCUCAGUGGCACCUUACGGAGAGUACUGGAGGCAAAUGAAGAGCAUUAGUGUGCUUCAGCUUCUAAGUAACACAAGGGUUCAAUCCAUUCGUUACAUAAGAGAGGAGGAAACAGAUCUCUUGCUCACAAAAAUCCGCGGGGGAUCAGUAGCUGCACCAUCAUCAGGUGUCAAUCUUAGUGAAAUGUUCAUGGCUUUGACGAGUGAUGUGGUGAGUAGAGCUGCUUUUGGGAGGAAGUAUAGCGAAGGAGUAAGUGGGAGGAAGUUUAGAAAAUUAAUGAGUGAGUUUGUGAGUGUUUUGGGAGGAUUUGAUUUUGGGACAUUUUUGCCAUGGCUUGGAUGGGUUGAUCGUGUUAAUGGUCUAACGGCUAGAGUGGAGAGAAUUGCCAAGGAAAUGGAUGAGUUUCUUGAGGGUGUCAUAGAAGAGCAUUUAAAUGGUGAUAGGAAGAAUAAUGAGAGCAGUGAACAAAAAAGUAGAGAAGAUUUUGCUGAUGUUUUGCUGGGAAUUCGUAACAACAAUGUAGCUGGCAUACCCAUUGAUAGGGACAGCAUCAAAGCUCUCCUUCUGGACAUCUUCUCCGGUGGAACGGAUACUACCUACACCGUUCUAGAAUGGGCAAUGACAGAGCUUUUAAAGCAUCCAAAAGCGAUGAAGGAUCUACAAACUGAGGUGAGAGGAAUUGUCAGUGACAGACUUGAGAUCGAUGACGAUGAUUUGGAAAAGAUGAAGUAUUUGAAAGCAGUCAUUAAAGAAACGCUACGAUUACAUCCUCCAAUACCGUUAUUGGUCCCUCGCAAUGCUAGCAACGAUGCUAAAAUAAUGGACUAUGAUAUUUCAGCUGGAACUAUGAUUAUCACCAAUGCCUUUGCAAUUGGAAGAGACCCUUCAUUGUGGGAAGAACCAGAUGAGUUUAAGCCCGAGAGAUUCUUGAGUUCUUGCAUUGAUUUCACGGGCCAUGACUUCCACUUGAUUCCUUUUGGAGCUGGGAGGAGGGGCUGCCCGGGAAUUUCUUUUGCGAUGGCUACAAAUGAGCAUGUUUUAGCAAAUCUUUUGCUCAAAUUUGAUUGGGAUCUGCCUGAUGGAGCAAAGGGCUCCGAUUUGGAUAUGACUGAAUGUACAGGUUUGACAAUCCAUAGAAAAAUUCCUCUUCUUGCUGUUGCAACUCCAGUUUAG